AAAGUUUAAAACGUAAACGACUAAAAGAAAUAUGAGGUUUGUUCCCUUGAAAAAUUACUAGAGCAGUUGGUGGAUGCAGGGAUUGACACACAAUGUCAAUUGAUUAGUCGAUUGAUUUGUUUAGCGUUGAUGUUGCUCGUUUCAACGGCUACUACGAAUAGAACCUUUUCAACAAUGAAACAUGUGAGAACUGAUUUGCUCAACAAAAUGAGCGAUGUAUUUCUCGCCGAUUGCUCAAGUAUUUUAUUUGAAACAGUGUAUACUAUUGGUAUGGAUGUAGGCUCCAUUAUUGAUGCAUCACUAAAUUAAAAUACCGUCGUGUACAAUUUACAUUGGAAAAAAACUAUAAUCAUUAUGUUAUUUUACUAUUCAAUUUUCUAAUGAAACUCGGCCCGGUGCUCUUCUGUGUUCUGGAUCCGCCGCUGGUGUUUGCCCCUUUUUCCUACUCAUAAUAUGACAAAAGGAAGCUUUCUAGGCUACAAAUGAUGUUAUAUAGAUCUAAUCAUGCUCAAAAUGACAUAAACGCACCUAUAAAUAAAGGGUACAUAAUACUUUUUUGGGUGUUAUCAAUAGCCAAGUAAGAAAUGAGUCUACUCCAUAUAAAAAGAAGAAUUACAGAAGAGAAGCUGAAAGAAAAUAUUGAGGUGAUGGAAUUCGUCUUCUGAUGAAUAAUCUCCAAUCCUAGGCUUGAUUCCCGUACUCCAAUUACGAUGAGAUCCUCCAAAACAGCUCAAAAAAUGAUCCCAAGUUGCUCUCUUUAGAGUUCUCCCUCUUAUUUUAUGUUUGUAAAACUCGGAUCCCGUUCUUAGAAAUUUGCAGACGCCUUUUAAUACCCAUCUGUAGCAAAAUCAUGGUGAGGAAUCACGAAAGUGGUUCUCGUGUUCCUGCUUGUGAUUCUCCAAAACUUGUUGUUUCACUUAUGAUCUUUAGGGGGAUCACGUUCGUGAUUCUUUUGGGAAGUCACCGUCGUGAAUCUCAAACAUUUGCUCAUUAUUCUUGUCUUUUAGAAAUAGGCUGUUUCACAUGCUUAUCUCCGUAUUAUAGAGGGUACAAAUUCAUAAUGCACAAAAUUCCUUAUAAUUUCAAAUAUUUUCAAUACUUAAAGGGAUUAUUUGGAUGAGGAAUAGAAUAGCUGAGUUGCAUCCAAAUAAAUUCAUUGGAUCAAAUUGUUUUGUUUGGCAACACCAAUUGAUGAAGGCGGAAUCCUGAUUAUUAAUUUUGGGCUCCCCCGUACCCCUGACUCUGAGGCGCGAAGCAAAGAAUCUCCAUUGCAAAGAACGCAGGUUGCCUCGUAGCGAAACAGCGAUAUUACGCAAAGGGUUGGAGUGAAAGGGUAUGGCGCAGCCGUCCUCCCCAGGAAAAUUGUCAGUGGACCUCAAAGACUCCAUUGACGAGUUGCUUAAGUUCACUAUUCAAUCGCAUAUUAACGGGAACUCUGGAUUGGAUUUGGGCUUAUCGAUCGACUUCUGCUCUGCCCUUCUCGAUGAUGACGAUGGAACUUCCCCUGCUGUUUCUGGCACGGCCACCAGCAGAGGCAAUCGUCCCCCACAGCCUUUAUACAAGCUCCUUGCAUCAGCUUUAUAUGGAGAUAUCAUUUCUGAAGACUUUAGUGGGGUAUCUCGUGGAGAGGACUCUAAACAGAAUGGUGAAUGGAGUGCACAAAUCGUGGCCGCGGCCACUGAACUGGCAAAUAUUUUCUCGUCUAUAGAGUACGAUCUUCAUGUUCAGGAGCCAUUCUUCACACAGUUAAGAGAUGGAUUGAAAACAGUUGAAGGACGGUGUGCUAGAGGCUUCUACAACCAAAUUCAACCCGGAGCAUUGAUCCUGUUUAAUAAGUGCUUGGUGGUUCGAGUUCAGGGUGUACAGCGAUAUACUUCUUUCUCGGAGAUGCUUGAAGCAGAGGGCCUUGACAAAGUCCUUCCUGGUCUAGAAAGCAUUGAUGAAGGUGCUAAAGUUUAUCGAAGGUUUUAUACAGAAGAUGAGGAAAGGUCCAAUGGUGUGAUUGGUGUUCGCAUUUCAAGAACAGUCAUUCAACCAUGCAAUUACUUGGCUGAAAUUAUCUCCUGUUUGUGCAGCAGCGGCAAGCUCGAGACCCUUGUGAGUUGUUUAGAACCUUUACAGAGUUAGUGUUGCUUCCACCAAGGCUGAGUGUAAAAGGAGUGCAAAAAUUGUGGUCGAAGAAAUGUACGGCGCCGUAACUUCAGGCUUCUGCAAAAAAUGAGUCUGCAGCAGUUCUAUGAUGUGCCAACCCAAAGCCCUUCUUACAUGUCUUGUUUCUCACGUCGAACCAGAAAUGGAAAGAGCUGGAACUAAAUUCCAGCUUCCGAGACAGAUCAAGAAACUAAAACUUGCCGCAAUAGUAAUACCUUUCGUAUGGUUCUUCUUAAUCCUAUCCUUCUCUUUUCCCAUCCCAUGGUGAUUGUCUCUUCUUCAAUAUCAAUGACGAUCCAGUGUGGCUACCCUGUAUGUUCUCCUGGAUUUGAUAAUAGAACGAGGAUCUUUCAGUUUGAUUCAAUUGAACAACCAAUACGUUCGUGAAAUGCAUCUAUUUGGAACAACUGGGGACUGAGUUUACUAAAUGUCUUUCUCGUGG
This is a messenger RNA of Linum trigynum, 2593 nucleotides long. Lineage: Eukaryota; Viridiplantae; Streptophyta; Magnoliopsida; Malpighiales; Linaceae. The record is from the annotation of a GenBank genome assembly.